Messenger RNA from Pollicipes pollicipes, 714 nucleotides. RefSeq names its product putative MFS-type transporter YhjX. The transcript is spliced from 2 exons. Bases 1 to 714 code for a protein of 237 amino acids. The record is from RefSeq and is a predicted model, not a curated record. Lineage: Eukaryota; Metazoa; Arthropoda; Thecostraca; Pollicipedomorpha; Pollicipedidae.
AUGACCAUAUACAAUCUGUUGGCAGGAGAGCGGCAGCACAUGGCAACGGAAACACCCUACUUCCGGCGGCUAGCCGACUCCUUCCGGUCGCUUCCGGCAAGGGGCGUGCUGGCCCUCGCGUCCGGCUUCCUGCUGCAGCUCUCCAUGGGCAGCAUGUUCACCUUCGGUAACCUCACCACCUACCUGACGUCGUACCUCCACGUGCGCGGCGGCCAGGACGUGAGCUACGGUCAGACGGUGUGGGUGGGCACGGCGCUGGGGAUCGCCGAGGGACUGACCCUGCUGCCCGGCAGCGUACUGUACCAGCGUCGUGGCCCCCGCGUCGUCGUGCUCCUGGGCAGUGUGGUGGCCAGCGGAGCCAUCGCGCUGACCAGCCUUACCGUCGACACGUCCCUCGCGUGGGUGACGAUGACGUACGGCGUGGCGAACGGCCUGGGCGUAGGGCUGGUGUACGGCGUGCCGCUCCUGGUCGGCUACAAGUGGUUCCCAAACAGCAAAGGCUUGGUGAGCGGCGUGGUGGUCGGAGGCUACGGUCUGGGCGGCAUACUCUUCACCACCAUCCAGACAGGCUUCCUCAACCCCGACAACGUGUCGCCGGAGGAGGACGGCUUUUUCCACGACGCAGCGCUGCUGGACCGUGUUCCGAAGGUGUUUCUGCUGCAGGCAGGGGUGUGCGCCGUUCUACAGUUGGUGCGUCUGGAGGCCCGUGCGUAG